Molecule: messenger RNA, 1801 nt
Organism: Aspergillus campestris IBT 28561
Lineage: Eukaryota; Fungi; Ascomycota; Eurotiomycetes; Eurotiales; Aspergillaceae
Gene: ppmA
Product: type 2C protein phosphatase PTC7
Exons: 1
Coding region: 197-1522 (441 amino acids)
Source: RefSeq, a predicted model, not a curated record
CUUUUUCAACUUCUCUUCCUCCUAUAUUGGAUCCUUUCUCUUCUUCUCCACUCUCAUUUGGUUGCUGGGAUUGUCUUCCUGUAAACUCCCCCCUCUAUCUCUAUCUUGUCGGUUCGAGGGCGAUCAGAUAAGGAUCGGUUUAAGACGGUCACCGCGAUUUCCACACAACCACAACACAACCUCGCUCGUCCUGCUGAUGAUCCAUUUGGCGCCCCCUUCCAGAGCCUGCGGUCAUGCCGGCAGUAGCGUCUCUUCCCUGGUGGGCGAGUUAUCCGGGUUUUUCUUAGGAUCGUCCCCUUGUCGCCCCUCCGCCUCUUCCGCUCGACGCCGGUUCCUGCUCUCGACGUCCUCUUCGACUUCGUCCCAUCGCGCCUUUCAUUCUACUCCGUCGCGUGAUUCGUCUGCGCCCUCGCGGAUUUCCUACCGGGUCGCGGCGUCCUCCUCCGGCAAAGGCCGUCCCUUCGUCCCCGCCAAGAAUGCAUACAACUUCUUCCCCGAUCGCCAGGAUGCGCUGGGAGUGGCGCCGGAUGUGACGGACCCGGCUCUGCGGCGGAAACGGCGACCGGACAGUGGUGAGGAUGCCUUCUUCGUCAGCCGAGUCGGACACACCCCCGAGAAGCAGGGGGCCGUGGCCUUCGCCGUGGCGGAUGGUGUCGGGGGGUGGUCCGAGUCCCGCGUCGAUCCGGCCGAUUUCUCGCACGCUUUGUGCAACUACAUGGCCGAGUCAGCGCUGGAAUGGGAUGCUCCUGUCGAGCAGUUGCGCGCAAAGCAGCUACUCCAGGCCGGUUACGAUCGGGUCGUCGCCGACAAGACCGUCCGCGCGGGGGGCAGCACGGCCUCCGUCGGCGUGGGCCUAGAGGACGGCCGGGUGGAGCUAGCCAAUCUAGGCGAUUCGGGCUCCGUGCUGCUGCGUUUGGCGGCCGUCCACCACUACUCGGCGCCGCAGACGCACGGUUUCAACACACCGUACCAGCUCAGCAUCAUCCCGCCGCGUAUGCGGGCGCAGGCCUCCAUCUUCGGCGGGGCCUUCCUCGAGGACUUCCCGCGCGACGCCGCCGUCACCUCGCUGCAGAUGCAGCACGGCGAUGUGCUGAUGCUGGCCACCGACGGCGUCUACGACAACCUCAACAACCAGGAUAUCCUGAAGCUGGUCACCAGCCGCAUGGUGCUGACGGGGGCCUGGGACGCCACCCCGGAAAUGGGCAUCCGGCCCUCCGACCAACUCGACCAGCUGACGGGGCCGGUUGGGCUCAGCUCGCUGCUGCCGGCCGGUGCGCCCAGCCCCAUGGGUGACCAGCCCUACACGCUCCAGUCGUUCCUCGCCUCCAGCAUCGCCGGCGAGGCCAAACUGGCCAGCGUGGAUAUCCGCCGGGAUGGGCCCUUCGCCAAGGAAGCCCAGCGCUACUACCCGGGCGACUACUACCGCGGGGGCAAGAUCGACGACAUUUGUGUCAUCGCCAUCGUCGCGGUGGAUGAGUCCUUGACGGGGCCGAAGGCAGGGGGUCGUGAAUCCCGUCUUUGAAUUUGUUCAUGAUUCUCUUAUCUUUUUCUUGUCCUCUUCGAUACCAAGAUUCCUGGCGUCUCCGAACGAUCAUUAUAUAAUCUUUUCUUUCCAUUUAUGUCUCGGUUGGGUGAUCUGCAUGACUGGUUGCAUUCUUUUCUUUUCAUUAGUCCAUGGCUAUAUCAUCUAUCUCGCAUCAACACUGCUAUAUAGAGACACGGUCUAGCAUAUACAUAGAAACAAGGACAGGGACGGGGAACCGCAUCAGGCGUGGGUUUUAUCUGUUUUAUAACAUGUGGU